AUGUUGUCGGCCGGGUUGUGUGUGGUGGCAGCACUGCUUGUAAUCUGUGUCACUCACUGGAUCUACAAAUGGAGGAACCCAAAGUGCAAAAAUGGAGUCCUCCCUCCUGGUUCCAUGGGCCUUCCUUUCAUUGGGGAGACCCUUUCUUUGAUCAUUCCCAGCAACUCGCUUGCUCUUCACCCCUUCAUCAAAAAGAGAAUUGAAAGAUAUGGGCCAGUUUUUCGAACAAAUGUGGCAGGUCGCUCUCUCAUUGUAACGACAGACCCUGAAUUCAACUAUUUCAUUAUGCAACGAGAUGGGAAGUUAGUGGAAUCGUGGUACUUGGAUGCAUUUGCUAAAGUUUUUGCACAAUCUGGAGAGAUUAAACCAGAUACUGCUCACAUCCAUAAAUAUGUGAGGAAUACCGCUUUGCGUUGGUUCGGCAUGGAGAGCCUCAAGGAUAGGUUGCUUCCUCAGAUUGAAGUAUUGGCUAAGAAAACUCUUGCCAAGUGGGCAAGCAAGGAAUCGAUUGAUGUGAAAAGCGAGGCUGCAACAGUGAGUAUAGAUUUUGGUGCACAACAAUUGUUUAGCUAUAAUCCCGAAAAAUCGCCAGAGCAAAUAAGCGAAUUGUUUAAGGACUUGAUACAAGGACUCAUGUCCUUUCCUUUGAACAUCCCUGGAACUAUGUACCACAAGUGCAUAAAGAAUCAUAAGAAAGUACUGGAUAUGAUGAGGGUCGAAUUGAAGGAGAGGCGUAUGUCACCUGAUUCUCGUCGUGGAGACUUGCUCGAUCACAUUAUGAAAGAAGCGGAUAAUGAGAAGUUCCUGACAGAAGAAUUCAUAGUUCAACUCAUGUAUAGUCUUAUCUUCGUCUUUUCUGAUUCCUUAUCAACAACGUUGGCAUUGGCUGUCACGUUACUUGACGAGCAUCCCUUGGCUUUACAAGAAUUAAUUGCUGAGCAUGAAACUAUCCUCAAAAACAAAGAGAACCCUAAUUCUCCACUCACAUGGAACGACUAUAAAUCAAUGACUUUCACACUUCAGGUAAUCAAUGAAACUCUUAGGUUGGCAAACAUUUCUCCAGGACUAUUUCGCAAAGCAACUGAAGAUAUUCAAUUCAAAGGUACUAAUCAUAGGAAAUUAGCCAUAUAUGUAUCUUAUGAUCAUUACAAGAGGUUAACCAACAAUAAUAUAUUUGUAGGAUAUACAAUUCCUGCCGGGUGGCCAAUAUUAAUUGCCGCUCCUGCUGUGCACUUGAACUCCACCAAAUUUGAGGAUCCACUUUCAUUCAACCCAUGGCGUUGGAAGGAGCUGCAAUCAAGUUUUAUAACCAAAAGUUUCAUGCCGUUUGGGUUCGGUUUGAAGCAAUGCGCAGGAGCAGAAUAUUCUAGGGUGUUACUGUCAACUUUCCUCCACACCUUGGUCAGCAAAUACAGAUGGACAAAAGUGAAGGAUGUCAAAUUUGUGCGAGCCCCUAUUUUAAAGUUUCCCAAUGGCUUUCAAUUCAAAAUCUCUGCAAAGAACAACUAA
Molecule: messenger RNA, 1509 nt
Organism: Ilex paraguariensis (yerba mate)
Lineage: Eukaryota; Viridiplantae; Streptophyta; Magnoliopsida; Aquifoliales; Aquifoliaceae
Source: the annotation of a GenBank genome assembly